Xyrauchen texanus (razorback sucker) is the source of this 501-nucleotide messenger RNA. RefSeq names its product sperm axonemal maintenance protein CFAP97D1-like. Lineage: Eukaryota; Metazoa; Chordata; Actinopteri; Cypriniformes; Catostomidae. The coding region runs from base 1 to 501 and encodes 166 amino acids. The transcript is spliced from 6 exons. The record is from RefSeq and is a predicted model, not a curated record.
AUGGAGCGAAGAGCUGAUAAUUUGGCUUUCCCAGCAAUUGUUGGGACGUAUAGCAAGUACAGCAGUUCGAGGAAACUGUGGGAUGACCGCUAUCACAAUGCCCAUUUGGAUAGAUUGGAGACAGUAAAACCAGUUGUGGACAACAAGCCGCCAAGAACAUAUCUCCACUGUCAUGUUAACAUGAAAAAAAUGCAGAUGGAGCAGAAGCGGCAGAUGGACAUUGAGAGAGACAACAGGCUGUUGGCUUCAAGAAUUGCAAUGCCCAGAAAUGUUCGGAAAACCUCAAACCACUACCAGCCCAAACCAAGUAUGAAUGCAGAUAUUCGCAAUCGGGAGUUGGUGAGGAUCUCUCUGGAGAAUCAAGCAAUUCUUAUGAAGAUCAACCUGAGAAAGCCUGUCUAUGAUCACAAAAUGUAUCAGAAAGAUUUCAAGAUUACACAAGAAUACAUGUCCCGACUUCAAAAUAAUCCUCCAAAUACUGGGGCAAUUAAAAGGGUGUAA